Molecule: messenger RNA, 984 nt
Organism: Salvia splendens (bonfire salvia)
Lineage: Eukaryota; Viridiplantae; Streptophyta; Magnoliopsida; Lamiales; Lamiaceae
Product: la protein 1
Exons: 1
Coding region: 280-984 (234 amino acids)
Biological process (GO): RNA processing
Cellular component (GO): ribonucleoprotein complex; nucleus
Molecular function (GO): mRNA binding
Source: RefSeq, a predicted model, not a curated record
ACUCUGACACUUCCCGUGUGGAUCAUGUUCGCUUCGAACACCCGCGCUACGACACACCCCGUUUGGAUCAGGUUCGUUUCGAACAACCGCGCUAUGAGAAGAUGAAACCCCCGUGCUUCAACGGGUCUGAUACAGUUAAUUGGAUAUCGCGCGUGCCGGAGGUGGUUGGCGGCGAUCCCCCAAAUCGGGUUGUUUCGGACGGCCAAAACCCUAGAAAAACCGCUGCUCCAUCCCUCUCAAUUUACUCUCCAACAAGCUCCUGCUCUCUCUCUAGCAGCAAUGGCGCCCUUGGACGAUGAGACAGCGAGGGAAGUCAUUCGUCAGGUGGAGUUCUAUUUUAGCGACAAUAAUCUUCCGAGGGAUAAUUUUUUGAUGAAAACCAUAAGCGAGAGUGAAGAUGGAAUGGUAAGCUUGUCAUUGCUUUGCUCAUUCUCUCGAAUGAAGGGUCACUUGAGUUUAGGAGAUGUGAAACCAGAAGAUGUAUCAGAAGUUACGGUUCAGGCCGUGGCUGAAACGCUGAAGACCUCCACUUUUCUGAAAAUUUCUGACGAUGGGAAGAAGGUUGGUAGAGUUACUGAACUUCCAAAGCCCGAGGAAGUGAUUAAGCAAGCAGAUGACAGGACAAUUGAUGCAUCUCCACUGGCAUAUGAUGUCAAGCUUGAACAAGUAGAAUCAUUUUUCAGCCAUAAUGUCAAGGUACAUAGUGUGUGGUUGCCUCGACAUGCUGCUGAUAACAGGUUGCUCUGUGGCACAACCUUGAUUGAAUUCUCUAGUGCGUUUGUGACAUUCCUCGAAGGGAAGAAGGUUUUUGUGCCAUUCAUCGAUAUGUCAUCCACGGCAGGUAUCGAGCCUCACUCGGUGAAUGUUUAUGGGAAUAUUGAAGGAAGUCGUUCAAUUAUUCGGUGGGCAUUUGAUCCAGGGGGAGUUAUCUCGCCAAAGCUGUUGUUUCGGACUCUCUUCGUUGUGUCGUGGUUCCCACCUUGA